AUGACCAAAAUAGAGUGUAAUGUUACCGAUAAAAUGUUGCUACGUCUGAAGGCGGUGAAACGGGACGUUACUGAAGCGACAGUUCGCGCGCAGCUACUAAGAAAAUUUUACAAUUGCAAUUUGCAUAUUGAACUGCUGCGCAAGUACAACUACUAUCAGCUCUUUUUUAUCAAUAAAACCAAUCACACGUGUCCUUAUGAUGGCGAGUUCAUAGUCGAUCGCUUCAGGCCAUUGCAUACAAACUUGAUGCUACCGCUUCCCACCGGUGAUUACCUCAUUAAAUUUCUCUUUUACAACUCAAACGCUAUGGCAUUCCAGUUAUUUGUGUGGUUUGGCUUCAAGGAAUUAGAAAAAUUGGAAAAUCGCACUAAAGUGGAAUGUUUUCAAAAGUCGCUACAUUAAUAAUUUCUGUUUUGUUACUUUUACCGGUAAUGUUUUAAAAAAAUAAUCUCUACAUCAGGAAAGCUUGAUGGGAAUUUAUUAUUAUAUUACUUAUUUCUUUUUUUUGAAAAACCUGUCAUAUUCUACAGCGCAUUUCUCCUUAUUAUCCAUUUUUUGCUGUGUUGUUGUGUUUAUGGUUAUAAUUCGACUAUCGAAACACACUCGACACAAAGGUCGAAGGUCGAAGAAAACGUAUACGUAUGCGUUUAACCGCAAAACAUCAAAGCCAUUGACCAGCACCACCAUCACCUUGGUCCAGCGGCAAGCUGUCAAGCCAACAGCGUAUUCACCAAACCGUAAACAUAACCGCCAACCCAUGCAACCGCAAACUAAGUUGAGCUCACAGAGAAACCAGCAAAAAAAUCCCCACAUCACACUAGCGCAAAAGGGUAAGCAUCCUUCCUGAAUGCUCACACACACAUACGUUUGAGGUGUAUAACCCAAUCGAUUGCUCAGGCGACCAUACAGGCUUGCGCAUAUUCUGCAGCUUAAUCCUUUUCAUAUUCGCUACUGAGUUUAUUUGGUCACCAAUCAAUAAAAAGUAUAAAUUGAAUUUUUGAGCCACUUCUCUGCUCAGGGUUCUGAACAAAACUGUAAGUUUAUUAUUUCAUGUUAUGAGAGUUGAGUGUUUGUUCUA
Molecule: messenger RNA, 1078 nt
Organism: Zeugodacus cucurbitae (melon fly)
Lineage: Eukaryota; Metazoa; Arthropoda; Insecta; Diptera; Tephritidae
Exons: 3
Coding region: 1-402 (133 amino acids)
Source: RefSeq, a predicted model, not a curated record